UCCACUCUUUCCCACUUGGACAAACCUAAUCAUUCAAGCACCACCACAAAAAAAGAGGUCAGGCACAACAUUCCUUCACUACACAAAAAGGGUUCCUAUAAUUAUCAUUUCCUUCAAUUUCAUCACCACCCUUAAAUCUAUUUUCAGUGUCCAAAUCUUUCUACUCUAAUUUUUUUUUCUUCCCAGAAAUUUCACAAUGGCAACAGCCUCAGCAACAGUCUCACCAGCAAUGUUCACCACCACUACCACAGUGGCCAAGUCUAUGAGGAAACCAUCAAGCAAUGUGCAUUACAUUUCAGGAGUCAAUUCUUUUUCUGGACUGAAGGCUCACAAUAGUGUGGCCACUCUUGGUCUUCCUCAGUGUACUGAUCAAUCUUUUGCUAAGAUUGUGAGCUCCUUAAGAACUCCAUCGCAGAACAAGGGCAGAGGUGGAGGUGCACUAUCAUCUACCUGCAAUGCAAUUGGUGAGAUUUUCAAGAUUGCAGCAAUCAUGAAUGGACUCACUCUUGUUGGAGUUGCAGUUGGAUUUGUACUUCUCCGAAUCGAAGCAUCUGUGGAGGAGGCAGCUGAGUGAAAAUUUCAGAUGCCUACCCUUGAGUUGGUUUUCUGUUGUUUGUCAUCAUUGCCACUGUCUAUUUAAUACUUCAUUUGAUGUAGAAAUAAUUCUUUUCUGUUAUUGAAUUGAGUUGGAUAUCUAAUAUGUAAUAAGCAGAAUGUAAUUUUUGGGUUACUCAACAUGAUUAAAGGUCAUAUGGAUGACAUUUUAUUGA
Rosa rugosa (rugosa rose) is the source of this 770-nucleotide messenger RNA. RefSeq lists its product as uncharacterized. The record is from RefSeq and is a predicted model, not a curated record. Gene Ontology annotation, cellular component: cytochrome b6f complex. Lineage: Eukaryota; Viridiplantae; Streptophyta; Magnoliopsida; Rosales; Rosaceae. The transcript has a single exon. Bases 197 to 574 code for a protein of 125 amino acids.